CCUGCAAAACAUCAUCUCUGUCACAAAAGACCAAUCCCCUGAAGUAACAUCUCUUACCGAUCCUCUCCAUGGCUCUGUCUCCUCGAAAAAUUAUCGUAGAAGAUCGUAUAGCUCCUCUCGAUGCUACCUCCGAUCAACCUGCUCUGUUCGACGGCACCACGAGGUUGUACAUGAGCUACACCUGCCCAUUUGCCCAACGUGUUUGGAUUAUCAGAAACCUCAAGGGUCUGCAAGAGGAGAUCAAAUUAGUGCCUAUAGACCUUUUUAAUAGGCCAGCUUGGUACAAGGAGAAAGUAAAUCCUGAUAACAAGGUUCCUGCACUUGAACACAAUGGGAAAAUCAUUGGGGAGAGUCUUGAUUUAAUCAAAUAUGUCGAUAGCAACUUCGAUGGGCCUUCACUUUACCCUGAGGAUCCUGCAAAGAGAGAGUUUGGCGAAGACUUGUUGAAAUAUGUUGAUGCAACAUUCGUAAAAACCGUGUUUGGCUCUUUCAAAGGUGACCCGGUUAAAGAAACUGCAUCGGUCUUCGAUCACGUGGAGAAUACUUUGAGCAAGUAUGAUGAUGGUCCAUUCUUCCUCGGCGAGCUUAGUUUGGUUGAUAUCGCAUACCUCCCAUUUAUCGAACGAUUCCAAGUCUUCCUCGAGGAAGUUUUCAAAUACGAAAUCAUUAUCGGACGUCCAAACCUAGCUACUUGGAUUGAGAAAAUGAAUAAGAUGGUUGCGUAUACGCAGACGAAAACAGACUCGGAUUAUACCGUUAACUAUUUCAAGAAGUUCAUGUAAAAAGUAACAAAUCUGUUGUUGGACCCAGUCGUGGCUUAAUGAUGAUAUGUUUGGCUGAUGAAGAACAUAUACUACAACUUAAAAAAAAAACAUAUACUACAACUUGAGAGUGUUAUGGAUUUCUGAAAUUCGGUGUUCUCAGUUUGAUAUAUAAUAAAAAAAAGAUUUGGUUAACUUAUUUAAAAAAAAAAAGAUUUGGUUA
Molecule: messenger RNA, 984 nt
Organism: Capsella rubella
Lineage: Eukaryota; Viridiplantae; Streptophyta; Magnoliopsida; Brassicales; Brassicaceae
Product: glutathione S-transferase L1
Exons: 10
Coding region: 69-782 (237 amino acids)
Molecular function (GO): glutathione transferase activity
Source: RefSeq, a predicted model, not a curated record